Messenger RNA from Penaeus vannamei (Pacific white shrimp), 555 nucleotides. Lineage: Eukaryota; Metazoa; Arthropoda; Malacostraca; Decapoda; Penaeidae. The record is from RefSeq and is a predicted model, not a curated record.
AUGACCGAGAACAGAGUCACACUCAUCACUCCUCCACUCACACUGCACACUGCAAACUUCACACUCACACUCAACACUCGCCACCAUCACAUACACCACUCAGACACAAAGCACAAGAUCAACAGAUUUAUUUAUAAAGUAAAGUUUGUCACAAAAAUCUGGCAUCCCAACAUUUCUUCAGUAACUGGGGCUAUUUGUCUUGACAUCCUUAAGGACCAAUGGGCAGCAGCAAUGACCCUACGGACAGUCCUACUCUCCUUGCAAGCAUUACUAGCUGCUGCAGAGCCAGAUGAUCCCCAAGAUGCUGUUGUGGCGAGACAGUUUAAAGAGAAUCACCCACUUUUUCUUCAAACAGCUCAGUACUGGUCACAUGUUCAUGCUGGAGCUCCCAGAGGAAACAGUGACUUCGCCAACAAGGUUCGAUGUUUGAUGGACUUGGGUGUUGGGGAGCAGCAGGCCCUUGUUGCAUUAUCAUCCUGCAACUGGGACAUGGAUCGGGCAAUCGAACAACUCUUCUCGUAGAUGCGUGUGGUUGAGGACACAUAGGUAAAGUUU